AUGGAAGCAGAUGACGAGAGGCCCAUCAGCCUCAUGGUGCCAAGAGAGGACCGCAUGUCCCUCUCUUGCUUGUUCCCCUGCGGGCCUGACACCAGACAGUGGGAGUAUUUCAAUGGGAAGUGUUACUACUUCUCCUUAGAAACCGCUCCUUGGAUGCGAGCCAAGUCCCGGUGUGAAGAGAAGUUUUCUCAGCUGGUCGUCAUCAACAGUAUGGCCGAACAGAAUUUCAUUCAGACCCGGACCAGAAAUGCACGCUAUUGGAUGGGACUGACGGACAUGGAUGCGGAAGGAGUGUGGAGAUGGGUGGACGGUAGCGAUUACAACACAGGCUUCAUGUACUGGAAGCCAGGGGAGCCCAACGACGACGGACGCAAUGAGGAUUGCGCUCACCUCUGGGGCAACGGUGUAUGGAACGAUGUCUACUGCACUUACCUGUGUUACUACGUCUGCGAGAAGCCCUGGCCAAGAACAGCCAGAGCGCAUCAUAGCGGGACCUAA
Gekko japonicus is the source of this 498-nucleotide messenger RNA. RefSeq names its product hepatic lectin-like. The record is from RefSeq and is a predicted model, not a curated record. The transcript has 4 exons. Bases 1 to 498 code for a protein of 165 amino acids. NCBI's taxonomy places the organism in Eukaryota, Metazoa, Chordata, Lepidosauria, Squamata, Gekkonidae.